GCAAACUUCCAAACCUCACACACACACUCUCUCUAUCUCCCCAACUUCGCAGAGCUAUCGUCGUCGCAUCUAAACUUCGCGACAUGACGAAGACCUCACGACUCCUCAAAGCCCUCGCCUGGGCCCCCCAGCCCUCCUCCACCACUACCACGCUCUCCUCAACCCUCCCACGACGCAGCUUCUUCACCGCAACAAGAAUAACCGCCCACUCCAAAACAUCACACAUACCCGCGCCCGCACGACCACGCCCCCUCUUCUUCACCUCCCGCCACCCGCUCCGCAUCCGCUUCAACAGCAGCAAACCACCGCACGCAGCAAGCAAACCCGCCGCCCCCGGCUCAACCCCCAACCCAACCGCCCAGCUCGGCAGCCCAGAGCCCAGCUCGCUAUCCGCACGCCUGAAGAAGCUGUCGCGCGAGUACGGCUACAGCGCGCUAGGCGUCUACUUUGCGCUCUCCGCGCUCGACUUCCCGUUCUGCUUUCUGGCCGUCCGGUUGUUGGGCACGGAUCGCAUCGGGCACGCCGAACACGUCGUGAUUGGGGCGUUCUGGGAUGUCGUUAGAUUGGUCGCGCCCGAGGCCGGGAGACAUCAGGGCGAUAAGGCGGUUGAGGCGAUUACGGGCAAGGGGGCGAGUGAGGGGGAGAAGCGCGCUGUGGCGGUGAAGGAGGGCAUUUUUACGCAGGAGGUUGAGGAUGCGCAGAAGGCGAAUGAGGGUUCGGAUGCUACUCUCUGGACACAGCUGGCCCUGGCCUACGCCAUCCACAAAUCCUUCAUCUUCUUCCGCGUGCCCCUGACCGCGGCCGUGACACCAAAGGUCGUCAAGACACUGCGAGGAUGGGGCUGGAAUAUCGGCAAGAAGACGCCCAAGGCGUCGAAGCCAGCGUCUUCGUGAGCAUCACUUGUUGAUACGAUGAAGCACACAUACAUCCCCGGAUUGUAAGAUAUAGAUAGAUGUACAAAAACGAGUCAAAUGCAUUAGGGCGUUCUCCCCUUUUUUUACUAUGUAGAUACAUUUCGAACCUUGACACAGAUCAGUCAUCUCCAGUGCAUUGUUGCAAUCGACCAAAGCAGAGCAGUCCAGCUUGAUCUGAUCUGAUCUGAUCUGUUUUGUUCUGUUCGUCUCUGCUCUUCUAGAAUGGCCAGGCAGGAUAGUUAUGUGAAAAGCAAGAUCGACGACCUUUAGCAAAGCGAGCAAGACUUGCGACUUCGGGGGCACAAGUAAUCACC
Molecule: messenger RNA, 1228 nt
Organism: Pseudovirgaria hyperparasitica
Lineage: Eukaryota; Fungi; Ascomycota; Dothideomycetes; Acrospermales; Acrospermaceae
Exons: 2
Coding region: 84-893 (269 amino acids)
Cellular component (GO): mitochondrion
Source: RefSeq, a predicted model, not a curated record